AUGACAAUAACGAGAAGUGGCGCAGAUCCCGGCACCACUGUGAUUCAACAAAUCCUAGAGAUAUCUCAACCACCGCGCUACGGUCGCGGUAAAGGAAGCAACCAAGAUGAAAUGGAAAUUCUUCCUGGUGAAGCUAGACAGGGCCACAAGGCAUCAAGAGCUGAGCUACAGCUAGAUCUGCGCCAGGAGUCUAUAACCAAAAACCCAUCAGCCACCACUUCGCCAAAUACAGGCUUUUCUUCGUCCUCCGCUUUGACUGCUCCCGCAAGAGCCAUCAAAAUGGCCUCGAAUGUUCAAGCAAAAGUCAAUUCACCUGUUGAGGUUUCAAAUACAACAGCAGCUUGGAUAUUCGGAGCAGUAGCGGCUAUCACCAACGGGGUGACGGCGUUGGCGACGCGACAAACGGCCAAGGCAAGCAAAAGAAGCGCUAUUGCGGGUGAGGUGGCGGCCAAUGCGAGUAAGAGAAGUGCCAAAGCAGCAGAGGAAACCUGUUUGAUCGCUCAGAAACAUUUUGAGGCGACCGUCAAAGACAAGCAAGACCGGCCGCCUACGCCGGAUACAUCGCAGAAUGUUUCCGGCACAGAGGCAGAGACUUCAAGUAGUAAACAACAAAAGCCAGACACGAGAUCAAGAACGGUAGUUCCUCAUAGCAGUGGGAUGGAUUCGCAAUUGAAUGUUCCGCCAGCCAUACUGUCACCCGAACUGCCCAAAACCCUUUCCGGACGAGGACGAGUGCGAAGAACUAUGUCAAACCCGACGCUUGGAAGACGGGAAAAAAUUGAUAUAUCACUCGAUCUGUCGAGUGUAAUGGCGGAACCGAUAAUAGUCUGGCCGGAGGUUCCAACGUGUGAGUUUGGAAAGCCAUGUAACUGUAAGAUUGUUCCUAAGAAUUGA
Fusarium proliferatum ET1 is the source of this 894-nucleotide messenger RNA. RefSeq lists its product as uncharacterized. Bases 1 to 894 code for a protein of 297 amino acids. Lineage: Eukaryota; Fungi; Ascomycota; Sordariomycetes; Hypocreales; Nectriaceae. The record is from RefSeq and is a predicted model, not a curated record. The transcript has a single exon.